CCUCAAUAAUGUGUCGAGGUCUUUGCCUCUCUUAUCCCCUGUGAAGGGUUUAGGAGCGGCGAUGGCCGUCUUUGGUACCCACUGAGUUUGCCCCGGUCCCUGCAUCACUCGGGUUGUGGACCCUAUGACACAGGCUGCUGUGCUAGCUGCUGGGGCUGUGUACCCUGCGGCUGCACAGGUUGCGAGACAGCAGGCUGCAAGAUGGCAGAUCCUAUCUAGCCUAAACUACAAUGCCGAAGAUGACGUCAACAGCUUUCCCGAAGUACGAGCAUACAGCGACCAAUGUCGAACGCUUCCAGCACCAGUCGCACCUCAUCUUCAAUUCGAUUUGUGUGUGCAGUCGUGGGCCUACCGCCUUUAUGCGAAAUCAAAGAUCGUUGUUCACUACAGCAUUGAAGGCGCAGCUGGGAUCACAUUUGUUAUUCUUAGAGGUGAAGAAGCUCUGCACGACUGGAAGGAGAGUCCAUUACGCUACCAGGCAUACGAGUAUCAGACCUUCCUGCAUGGCAAGGGAAGAGCUCCAGAUUUGGGAGAAGAUCCGUUCACUGCUGCGGCUGAUGGCGAUUACUUCUUCGUGUUUGGAAAUCUCCAGCGAUCACGGAUCAAAAUGAAUGUCACCUUUGUGGUGGAAAGCCUGGUUUAUGAUAUACCUGGUGACGCCGAUGAUGACGAUGAAGUGACAACUUGUGACUUGCGAAAGCAUGGAAAAUGUUCUGUUUAUAUGCCCUUAUUUUCACGUCGUUACGCUGUUGUGGCAACUCCAGAUAGCUUCAUGGGUGCAAGUGUUUGGCAUGUAACUGUUAGCUAUGGAAACCGGUGGAGGGCAUAUUUUCUGUCAGUUGGGGUUGUGUUGCUUGUAUUACUGUGUACCAUGGCUUGUAUGAAGAAGCGUCUACAGUACCAGUAUGAUGGCUACGAGGAGGUCAGGCCAGGGUCACCACAUGCACAUUUUCCCGGUGGCUCCCAAAAUGCAUCUGGACAAGAUAUUGAUGGAGGGCUGCACCCAGAUUACAGUGUUGGGCCAUGGAGGCCCAUUUCAUCUCCACCUCCACCACCACCACCGCUGCUGGCGCCACAAUACUCACCUUUCCAAAUGCCAUCACCCGAAGUACCACCUGGAGCACCGAGUGGAGCAGGAACAGCAUUCCCAAUGCCAUCUUUUCCUUAUCAGGAUCCAGCAAACCCCAAUGUUAGCAGGGACCACAUGCCUCAUGGCUAUGUUGCAGAGGGAGAAGCAACAAGUGCAGGGGACUUGGCACCAUCUGCACCUCCGAUGGAAAAAGAGCCAUGGAAUAAGGACGAGAAGGCAGCUGAAAAGGAAAAGGGCACAGUUACAAAGCCCCGACACUUGCGGUUAGAGAAUCCUUGUGCAGUUUGUUUCGACGCCCCGAAAGAUGCCAUAUUUGAUCCAUGUGGUCAUAGGGCAACUUGUCAUGGCUGCGCAGUCAGGUUGCAGGAGUCCAAGACUGCUCAAUGUCCUAUCUGUCGGGUGCAGAUCAAUCAGGUUAUCAAGGUGUUUGAUACAUAAGAGGUUUGGCUGUCAUUCAGUCUUCGCUCAACUGAGACCAUGUGGAAUGGCAACAUAUGGCAUUCGAUCAUUCGAACUCGAAUUGAACCAAGCGGGAUUCUUGGGCCUGAAAGUCGCGUGAUCAGCUAAGUGAAAUGACCAUCCCUGGUGGACAUGUCCCUAGGGGUUUUACUUAAUCGAUCCGGUGAUCUAUGUCGGAUUGUCAGUGUGACCAUCCCUGGUGGACAUGUCCCUAGGGGUUUUACUUAAUCGAUCCGGUGAUCUAUGUCGGAUUGUCAGUGUACGCGUCCUGGAAAUGAUCGUGCAUUAUUUCUGUGGAAGUCGAUGAAAAGCAGCAGAACAGCAUUUCAUCAUUAGGAGGUGAUAGCCCAAGCUGUCUGGCCUGCGCUACCUUUGAAUGCAACACGUGCUACGUGUAGAUGAUGACUGGUGUGCUGACCUUGUACUUUGUGUGUGUACUGUCUCUUAUACACAUCUAGAUGUGUAUAAGAGACAGGCAUGAAGGAGUGUCUCAUCUCAUCAUCACUCCUAACUUUUUUUUUUUUUUUUUUAAUUUAUUGGGAUGAUCUUGGUGGUGCAGAAAUGUUCAACUGUCAAACCAAAAAAAAAAAAAAAAAAAGAUUCUGUUNGCAGGUAGGGUGCAUAAUGUGCAUGGUGAGACAUCUUACCAUGCAUAUGUUCUAUAAUGUGCUGGUGUUUGUAUAUCUGUGGCCUGAUUUUGUGAUUGCCACUAAUUGAUGCUUUUGAUUUCCAUACAUUACUCGUACAUUAUUCAUAGGCGAGGGUCUGGGAGGUUGAAUUGUAAAGAGAGGAAGCAGUCCAUCAACUGCUGGGGCGUAUUCCGCUAUCUUGUCCAUGCUCAUUUGUACAAAUGUUGUCAAGGCUCACCAGGGUGUGAGAAGUGGAAUCGUAAAUGGAUGAAUACGUCUGGUCUGUGUAGUUCUUUAGAGAUAUUGCUAGUGCACGAGCACUGGCCACUGGAUACACCUAUUGCGCGUUGGCUGGUGGUUAAAUACAUUUGUGGUGACUUUGGGGGGGGGGGGGGGGGGGUAUAGCAAGAAGAAUUUGUGUGUCAUCACUAGACAUAGGACACAUCCAACUGUCUAUUUCACUGAGUUGUCCUCGUGUCAGACUCAGCCACUUGUUAGUGGGCAAUUGCCAAGUAAGCACUGUGUGCGCCUCUACAGUAUAUACCUCUGGAUGGGUGUGCAAUCGUAAUUUUUCAUUCUGUGUUGGCCACAGGCUUGCUUUACAACAUUUUAACGGUUUAAAAGGUAUCUUUUUUCUGAUCCUUGUUCCAUUUCAUGCCAUUGGCAUGCAUGGUGGCAGAUCUUCUGGAUGUCUCUUUGGUGUUUGUACCUAGGGUUACGGAGAGGCUAAUCAGAGUUUGUGGCAUGAUUGGCUGGCAAUUGGAACAGUGCAUGAGAAGAUCCAUCAGACAUAUUGCUUUGUCUGGCAGAUGAGUGCAAGAGCAGGAGGGUUCAGCUCCAGAUCAAGAGCUUGCUUGUGAGUUUUUUUGAGGUUAUGCCACCCUUUGGGAGAAUUAUGAACCCCUCGUUCUCUUUUCUGAGACUCGGCAUGUCUCCCUGUCUGAUGUCUCUAUCCUUUGGAAUACAUGCCUCUAGAAUUUGGGGCUGGUGGAUGCAUCGAGGAGGGGGGGAAAUCGGAUGAUGAGAUGUGCAUUGGAGAAAGGAUCGAAAUGGAUUGCCAAAUGAUUGAGAGGAUGGCUGAACUCCAUGCAAUGUUAUUUUCCUGAGCUGCUUUGCCUUGUGGAUGUGAGGGGGCUCCCAUCUCUCCUGCUGAUGCAGCUGCUGUGUACAUACGACAGACACUGCAGCUUUUGCUGAGUGAAAGGGGAUGAGAAGGAGAUAAGGGGAGAGGAGUGUGCAAAGUUGCAUACAUUUUCCCUUUUCUACAUGCCUGUCCAUUGCCGGCUUUAUCCAGCAAG
Molecule: messenger RNA, 3476 nt
Organism: Chara braunii
Lineage: Eukaryota; Viridiplantae; Streptophyta; Charophyceae; Charales; Characeae
Source: the annotation of a GenBank genome assembly